Molecule: messenger RNA, 918 nt
Organism: Meriones unguiculatus (Mongolian gerbil)
Lineage: Eukaryota; Metazoa; Chordata; Mammalia; Rodentia; Muridae
Gene: Commd4
Product: COMM domain containing 4
Exons: 8
Coding region: 103-702 (199 amino acids)
Source: RefSeq, a predicted model, not a curated record
GUAACGGUCCGCCCCCAAGAACGCCGGUGGGUGUCAUGUGAUCGCCGAGUCAGCUGACCUAGGUCGAGCCGGAAUAAGCCCUGGAUUCGUUCUCUUGACAUCAUGAGGUUCCGGUUCUGUGGCGAUCUGGACUGUCCUGACUGGGUCCUAGCAGAGAUCAGCACACUGGCCAAGAUUUCCUCUGUGAAGCUGCGGCUGCUGUGUAGCCAGGUGCUAAAGGAGCUUCUGGGGCAGGGGAUUGAUUAUGAGAAGAUCCUGAAGCUCACUGCUGAUGCGAAGUUUGAGUCUGGAGAUGUGAAGGCCACAGUUGCAGUGCUGAGCUUCAUCCUCUCCAGUGCAGCCAAGCACAGCGUGGACAGCGAUUCCUUGUCCAGCGAACUACAGCAGCUGGGGCUGCCCAGAGAGCACGCCACCAGCCUGUGCCGCUGUUAUGAGGAGAAACAGAGCCCCCUACAGGAGCAUCUUCGGGCCUGCAGCCUUCGUGUGAACAGGCUGGCCAGCGUGGGCUGGCGGGUGGACUACACUCUGAGCUCCAGCCUGCUACGUUCUGUGGAAGAGCCCAUGGUACACCUGCAGCUACAGGUGGUGCCUGCUCCGGGUGCCCUGGCCCAGCCUGUGUCCAUGUCCCUCUCAGCAGAUAAGUUCCAGGUUCUGCUGGCAGAACUGAAGCAGGCUCAGACCCUGAUGACUGCUUUGGCCUGAGGGAGAAGGUGUGCCUAGCCUCUGUGGAACUGCCCUGCCUGCACUGAGUUGCUCCCCUCCACACUCCUCUUCCAAGGGUGGCCCUGGCCUCUCGGGUCUCUGGCUGCCUGCUUCCUGCCUAGGGCUCCUGGGGAUCUUCCCCUGAAUUGCCUUCUUUUGAAAGAAAAUACUUGUUAACCAUUUUUACAGGCAAAAAGAAUAAACGAGUGUACAGCA